UUAUUGGACAAAUCCUUUCUCCGCUGUACACUAGUUAGUACCCUGAAUAACGUUGAAAUCGAAAGUAGACCACAGCUUGGAAGGGAAAUGGAUGACUUAAAAAAGAGACUCGCUUUUUCAAGUAGGACUAUUCAGUUUCAGGUCCCCGAGCUGACGGUUCUGUUGGAGACCUUGGGCGGUGGAGACGCGUGCCUGUCUGAACUGGCGGGAUCGGUCAUCGCCCGGUUGGUGGAGACUGACUCUCUAGAGCUCACCUUUGCCAUCAACUCGGUGCUCAACCUGGUACCCUCUGCCAAGUCAAUUCUCGGCGUGAUCAAGACGGUGUUUGACCUUUUGACCCUCCAGGCCUUAGCGCUACAAGCUGCGAGCGGUGACUACAAGUGUCCAUACAACCUUCG
Molecule: messenger RNA, 398 nt
Organism: Aplysia californica (California sea hare)
Lineage: Eukaryota; Metazoa; Mollusca; Gastropoda; Aplysiida; Aplysiidae
Product: focadhesin
Biological process (GO): regulation of post-transcriptional gene silencing
Source: RefSeq, a predicted model, not a curated record